AUGGGCUACAACCCCCCUAGUCAAAAGCAUUCAGGCACAACCGCUUUGACCAAGACCCACCAGCACAACAACAAGGAGGGCCAGCAGGACGUGGACCACUGGAGAACCACCCUCAGCCCCUUAGACACCUCUAAGUUCAAGUACCAGGCCCAUUCUCCCCGAGAACCCGAGCCAGCACCUCAGGGCAGGACCGCCAGGAGGGCACCCGCCUUCCCCUCAGGCACUGCCAGCUGGGAUUCUCUGGGAAUGGAACCACAUAGUGGGGCCCUGAAGAAGAGGGGUUCCAGACCUUUCUCUAGAGAGGACAGAGCGAAUUUCCAAGAGGGGGUUCAACAAGAGGAAGGUCCCAACUCCAGGACCCAGGAGCAGAGGACUUCACCUCUGAGUCAGAAAGGCAGUGUCAUUCCUAACAACAUUCGUCACAAGUUUGGAAGCAAAGUGGUGGACCAGCUUGUCUCCGAGGAGCAGGCUCGGAAGGCCAUCAGUGAAGUUUUCGAGGACCAGAAGAGGACAAGCUUGUGGUCCACCAGGACCCAGAGUCCUGCAAAAGUCUCCACCAUCUUCUCAGACUACUAUGAUUUGGGUUACAACAUGCGGUCAAACUUGUUUCAAGGGGCUCCCCAGGAGACAAAGAGUCUCAUGAAGGCUUCCUACACUCCAGAGGUCAUUGAGAAAUCAGUGAGGGACAUAGAACACUGGCAUGGCAGAAAGACAGAUGAGCUGGGACGAUGGCACCAGAAAAAUGCUAUGAACAUGAACUUGCAGAAAGCACUAGAAGAGAAAUACGGAGAAAAGAGUAAAUCUAAGAGUUCAAAGUACUAG
This is a messenger RNA of Castor canadensis (American beaver), 822 nucleotides long. The record is from RefSeq and is a predicted model, not a curated record. Lineage: Eukaryota; Metazoa; Chordata; Mammalia; Rodentia; Castoridae.